This is a messenger RNA of Drosophila albomicans, 846 nucleotides long. Its product is annotated as farnesol dehydrogenase. The record is from RefSeq and is a predicted model, not a curated record. Gene Ontology annotation, molecular function: oxidoreductase activity. The transcript has 2 exons. Bases 66 to 809 code for a protein of 247 amino acids. Lineage: Eukaryota; Metazoa; Arthropoda; Insecta; Diptera; Drosophilidae.
AGUUGCAAAAACACAACGCUCCCGUUGACAACUCUCGAAAAUCCAAAUCCAAGUGAACUUCAAGCAUGGAACGUUGGCAGGAUCGCGUGGCUGUUGUUACGGGCGCCAGCUCAGGGAUUGGCGCUGCCGUGGCCAAGGAUCUGGUGCGUGCCGGACUCGUGGUCGUUGGCCUCGCACGCCGCGUGGAACGCAUCGAAGCGCUGCGCGAACAGCUGCCGGAGGAGCUGCAAUCUCGACUGCAUGCAAUCAAAUGCGAUGUGGGCGAGGAGACGUCGGUGGCCGCCGCCUUCGAUUGGAUUGAGGCGCAGCUGGGCGGCAUCGAUAUACUGGUGAACAACGCGGGGCUGCUCUAUUCUGGCCAACUGCUGACCAUGGAGGUGGAACAGCUGCAGCAUGUGAUGCAGGUGAAUCUGAUGGGCGUCAUCUACUGCACGCAGCGCGCCUUUCGUUCGAUGCAACAGCGUGAGGUGGGCGGUCAUGUGGUGCUCAUCAACAGCCUGACCGGACAUCAUAUCAUCAAUCCGCCAGGCGAUGAGCUGCAGUGCCUCAACAUGUAUCCGAUAACGAAGCAUGGCAUCAGCGCAUUGCUCGAGGUGAUGCGACAGGAACUCAACGGUUUCAAGACGCAGAUCAAAGUGACGAGCAUCAGUCCUGGCGUCACCAACACCGAGAUUCUGCCCGGUGGUUACAAUGCGCUGCCCAUGCUGCAGCCCGAAGACAUUUCGGCGGGCAUCUUAUAUGCGAUUGGCACCCCACCGCAUGUCCAAGUGCAUCAGCUGACCAUCAAGCCCAUUGGCGAGCCGUUCUAAGUAGCCUCUAUUAAAUGCGGGCGUGGUCUCAGUCUCA